Molecule: messenger RNA, 5116 nt
Organism: Rhopalosiphum maidis (corn leaf aphid)
Lineage: Eukaryota; Metazoa; Arthropoda; Insecta; Hemiptera; Aphididae
Product: ALK tyrosine kinase receptor-like
Exons: 25
Coding region: 9-4379 (1456 amino acids)
Biological process (GO): regulation of neuron differentiation; protein phosphorylation; cell surface receptor protein tyrosine kinase signaling pathway
Cellular component (GO): signaling receptor complex; membrane
Molecular function (GO): protein binding; ATP binding; transmembrane receptor protein tyrosine kinase activity
Source: RefSeq, a predicted model, not a curated record
CCGGCGACAUGAGCCUGUUGACCAUGCAACGCAUCAAGUCUUACGUGGACGACACGUGCACGUUGGACCCGCACUGCCAGUGGCUGUGGGACCCGCUGCCGAACGGGCUGCGGAACGUGUCCGUGGAAGAGGCGGCCGCCGAGUUGCCGGCAGACUACAUGUACCCGCCCGGCGACGAUCCCGAAAACCCGGGACAACGAGGGAAUUUCUUGUUCAUUUACGGUCAUAAGGACACUUCACAUAUCUACAUACGGAGCCCGUACUACACAGUUGGGGUGUUCGACAACAACGGGUGUUCACUGUCAUUUCAAAUGCACACCAACGUCAGUGUGCCCAGUCAAGUGUCAAUAAUGCUAAAGACUGAGAAUUAUACAUCAUUAAUUCAGGAUAAUGUCGAAAACAACUCUCCUGUAAAUUGGGAGAAAAAGAAGGUAUUGUUGGGUCGACAGACAAAGCAAGUUAUUAUUGAAAUAAAUAUCAAGCUUGGAUCACAUGUUGCCAUUGAUGAUAUUAGACUAGAAGAUUGCUUACCAGAAUACUUCACCGGCAUCACUGAUAACGGUUGUCCAACAGACUCGCAUUUUUUGUGUUCCGAUAACAUGACAUGUAUACCGUAUCAUCAUGUAUGUGACAUAAGUCCAGACUGUCCCGACGAAACAGAUGAAACCGAAAACUGUUUUCUCGUGCCCACCGAAGCCCGGUGCACGUUCGAGUCUGGGUUCUGCGGAUGGAGGAAUACGUCGGACGAGAUGUCUCUGACGUGGAAACUGUACAAAGGCGACCGAUACAAAUUCACCGGCCCGAAAUGGGAUAACACUUUCCGUAACCGAUCCGGUACCUACGCUUACGUAGACAUGUCGGAAUCCUCGUAUCUCGGAGCGACAGCGCGAAUGGACAGUAUACAUUUCCAUCCGCCGCCGACGUAUUGUUCCGACACCGAGUCGAAAUAUUACAAUUCUUGUUAUAUAUCAUUUUUUUACCACAAACAUAGUUCACAUAGUGGAACUUUGGGACUUUAUUUGGUCGAGGCCCAUGGCGAGGUAGACCGUGUGAGAAGAUUAUGGUGGAGUUUUGGGACUUAUGGGAAUACGUGGCUUCGAACCGUUGUUUAUUUAGUAAACAUCACAACCAGCUAUUAUUUACAGUUUGAAGCUCGGAAACUACUGUCAGUAAAAGGAGAUGUGGCGAUUGAUGAUAUAGCUAUGAGUCCAAAAUGCUUCGGUUUAGAUGUACCAGAAGACGUACUCAAGGGAUACAAGUAUGAAGCGGCUGGAACAAUAAAUAAUACGGCAACACUUAUGAAGAUUCCCAUCAAUCCAGAUUUCCGAAACAAAAUCGUUUAUAAAUUUACGACUUGUGGAUCAAAGGGUAGACUGGGCCCUAGUAAUCGAUCUUGCGAAGCUGCAUACACAAAUACCACUGUGUCUGUGAUUGUGGUUAAUGACACAUACAUGGAUGGAGUACAGAUUUGGCAUAUACCUGAGACGGGAGUGUAUACUAUCAUAGCGAGAGGAGCUCGUGGCGGCAAGGGGGCCGACGGAAUGGGAAUUUCGAAAGGCGCCACAGCCAUCGCGGUGGUCGAGUUGUCCAAACACCAACAGUUGCACAUAUUGGUCGGUCAAGAAGGCGGAGACGCGUGUCGAAAAACGUUUGAAAAACGCGACGACGCAUGCCAACAAGAACAAUACUUCAGGACGAGCAGCGCUCUCAAAGAACUGCAUGACUUGCGCCUGCUCAACGGCGGCGGAGGCGGCGGCGGCGGAUCUUUUGUUUUUACAGGCUCGCGUGAAGAAGGAUUCUUACCAUUGGUGAUAGGUGCUGGCGGAGGUGGUUUGGCACACGGGCCAUUCAAGGACGACAGGAGUCAACACGGUAAUGGUACCAACAUGAGAUUACCAGCCAUCACUGCACCGUCUUUUGGUGAAAAUCCCGCAGGUGCCGGCGGUGGUUGGGCUCCGGGAAACUAUACGGAAGACAAAAAGUCUACGGGUUCGGCGUUGUUGGGCACUGGCGGUUUCGGAAGCGACGGCGGUGGCGUUGGCGGCCUGGCGUGCUACAAGAGCCGAGGCAACACCAAAGGAUUCGGCGGGUUCGGCGGCGGCGGCGGCGGAUGCGUCGCCGGCGGAGGAGGUGGCGGUUUCACCGGUGGCCGCGCUUGGAGCAACAGUCAGACGAACGGCGAGGGCGGCUGGUCGUAUCUGCCAGACAACCAGCACGUGUUCUACAGGGCCGUGUACCCGGGCAGCAACUACAAGUCCGGAAGCGUGUACAUCAUACCCGCCAUCGUGGGCUGUGGUUGCGCGUACCUGUGCGCCGCCACCAAUCAGCUGCGCAGCUCAGUUGUCUGCAUAUGCCCGGCCGACUUCAAACUCGGGCCCGACGGAAAAUCGUGCAUAUAUCAAUCAACAGAAACGACUAAAAUUAUAUUUUUGAUCACUGGAAGUGUAUUCACAGUUGUAAUCAUUUGUCUGAUCUUAGGCAUUUGGAUGUAUAGGAGUUAUCGAAGACGAAAAGAACGCAAAGAAAAUGUCAACAUAUUACACAAUGGCAUUUUAAAUUACGAUCUGACAUCUAGAAACAGAAAUGGAAAUGUAGACAUAAAUCCAACUUAUGAUUUCAAUGGAAGAACUUUGACGACAAACGACCUUCCAAGAAUAUUAAGAGACGAACUGAGAAUACAAAAAUCUAUUGGCGAAGGAGCUUUUGGUGUGGUGUACCGAGGGUAUUAUAAAAAAACGGGCGAAACGAACGAAAUGCGUGUUGCGAUAAAGACUCUCCAGCCAAAAAAAGACAUGACCAAUGUGGAGGUGAAAUUUGACGACGACAACACUCCUAAUCCCGAAGUCGAGAGAGAGAAAAGACAGAGAAUUAAAAGGGCUGAACAGUCUUGCAUACGUGACUUCUUGACAGAAGCCAUCAUAAUGAGCCAGUUUAAUCAUCCAAACAUAGUGAAAUUCAUCGGAAUCACCUUCGAAAAGAACUAUAGGUUCAUUGUGACUGAACUUUUGAGUGGCGGAGACGUGAAAGAAUUUUUACGCAAGAAUCGUCCUUCAGUUCAACAAAAUCACAAAAUCAUUCCUAUAAAAUUAAAAGAUUUAUUAAAAAUGGCAUUGGACAUUGCCAAAGGAUGCGUAUACUUGGAAAAUCUUCAUUUUAUUCACAGAGAUAUUGCUGCCAGGAAUUGUUUACUUUCUACGACAGGACGUAACAGAGUAACGAAAAUUGCCGAUUUUGGAAUGUCUAGGGAUGUAUAUAGAAACGAGUAUUACAGAAAAGAAGGUCAUGCUAUGUUGCCUAUUAAAUGGAUGCCAACAGAAUCGUUGAUAGACGGCGUUUUCAACUCACAAUCUGAUGUCUGGUCUUAUGGAAUUACAUUUUGGGAAAUCAUGACAUUUGGAUCCAUGCCAUACACGGGCAUGACAAAUAAAGAAACAAUGAAUUACGUUAUGAGAGGUGGGCGUUUAUCUAGACCGGCAAUUUGCCCAGAACCAGUAUAUAAUCUUAUGGGCAGCUGCUGGAAAACAAACGGACCAGACAGGCCUUCAUUUGAGUAUAUCCGCAAUAAACUUCGUCUCUUUAUACAAGACCCACUCAUAAUCGAUUACAAACCGCCGGUGAUCGGCAGGCCCGCGGCCCCGCUGCCGUACCGGGCGACGCACCCGCUGGACGAGAACGCGCCGCCGGACGGCGUGCUCCGCGCACACGACUGCGUCACCGGCAGUGGCGGCUUCCACCAUCUACAGCACCACGAACACCAGGAAGAACCACAGUACGUCACGCCGCUGCCGGCCGACGACUUUUUCGAUGGCGUGGACGCGGAGCUGAUGAGGGACGCGGAGCGGUUCGGCCAGUUCCGGGGCAGCAACGAGAUGGCGCCGCUGGACGACAUGCGCAACUACUGUAGCGACGACGACGAUGACGACGACAGCGUCGACGACGAAGAGGACGAGGACGAGGACGAGGACGGGAACACGGUGAACAUCGCGGACGUCGACGACGAGGCGGACGACGAUGAGGACGACGAUGACGACGACGAGCAGAACGUCGAAGAGGAGGAAGACGACGACGCGAACGGCGCAGAGAUCGUGCUGGACGCGGACAACAAUCGGUUCGACGAGGACGACGACGACGCGUACGGAGACAACAACGCCUGCAGCAACGGUCCGGUGUCGUCGUAUCACUGGAAUAGGUUCAAAGAGACGAGUUUCAUCAGCAUGAAGGAACCCAACACCAAACAGACGGAUGCAGAUGGCCAGGUACAUUCGUCUAAGAGAAGAAAGUCGUUCUCCGAACUCGAAGACAAUAACAGGCCCAACCCUUAUUCGUUGACGGGCCGCGUCCGAUACAACGUAGCCAGUGACGGGAAAAUAAGAUGCUGACAUCCGGACUCAAGGACUUCGGUUAUCGAGUCCUUGGAAAUGUUAUAAUAUCCUUGUACACUGCGUGUACAGUGUUAAUACUCUGUUUUGAUGUGCGACUGUUGUAAAUAUUUUUUUUUUUCAUUUUUCACUCACGUCAUCUAUCAAUAGCAGUGUAUCCCAACUUCUUUUAUUCGCGGAACCUUUGCAGGAGCUUGAACAUUUUGUGUAACCCCCAUAUAAUUUUUGGAGCUAUUCUAUGUUAGAAUCAUAGUUCAAAUCAAAAAUAUUAUUAAUUAAUUUAUAUUUUCCCAAAUUUUACACGGGACCCUUAGGUUCUGUGGAACACUAGUUGGGAAACACUGAUCUGUAGUAUAAAUGUUUUGUAUUAACAGUUUACUAUAAAUUAUAACAGACGUCUACCCCUGAGUAUAAUAUAAAUAAUUAUAACGAAAAAUUAACUGAUUAAUAAAUAUCCAAUAAGCCAUGUGUAUAAAAUAUAUCACGAUUUAGAAUAUCUGUAGCCGUAAAAAAAACCACAUACACGCGUCUAUGAUAAUAUUGGCCAUUUUUUGGGAUAUACGGUGUUAGCGUUAAAUUGUAUCAAUUAUACAGCAUACUUAAACAUUGUUCGACAAUUUAAAAACGACAUAUUAUGAAGUGUAUAUUUUAAAAACAAUUUAUUUAAUAUUGUUAAUUUCAUUUAAAUAUAUAGUAUAAAUAAUUUGUUAUAUUUUAAACCAUAAAGUUCAUUGAAA